Opisthorchis viverrini is the source of this 276-nucleotide messenger RNA. RefSeq lists its product as hypothetical. The transcript is spliced from 3 exons. The coding region runs from base 1 to 276 and encodes 91 amino acids. The record is from RefSeq and is a predicted model, not a curated record. Lineage: Eukaryota; Metazoa; Platyhelminthes; Trematoda; Opisthorchiida; Opisthorchiidae.
AUGGUCGAUUUAGAUGAACAACACGCCAGACCUCGCUAUCCCUUUUAUUACCGGAAUCCUUCAUUUCAUGGAAGGCGGGAAAUUCGAAGUGAAAGCAAGAUGGAUCACCAUAAGAUUCAUCAUGAAGCAAAGUCAACCUGUACGGAGGCCAGCGUUUCGCUCACAAGAUCGCCGAUGCGUAGACACAUUCAACCGUUCAGGCGUGAUUAUGCAAGCACAUCCAACGUGCUGCGACUAAUAGUUGCAGCACACACGGCUCAUACGUCAAAUGUCUAG